Molecule: messenger RNA, 2785 nt
Organism: Harpegnathos saltator (Jerdon's jumping ant)
Lineage: Eukaryota; Metazoa; Arthropoda; Insecta; Hymenoptera; Formicidae
Product: amidophosphoribosyltransferase
Exons: 8
Coding region: 205-2127 (640 amino acids)
Biological process (GO): purine nucleobase biosynthetic process
Molecular function (GO): amidophosphoribosyltransferase activity
Source: RefSeq, a predicted model, not a curated record
AAUACGAAACCCCAUCGAAUGAUUCAUUCCGAGAUCUCGACGUCAAUGUUCCUUCACGUUAUCACAUUAUUACGAUGUGGGAAUAUAAUUUUGAGACGCGAAAUCAUGACGCAAAAUAUUGUUUGGUGAUCCGUGCAGUUGCAUAAUUUUCAUAGUCAGUGUGUACGCGUAUAUAUCAUUUAGGAUGACAACGGCGAUCGCGUGAUGACGGAGCGUGAAGGAUCUCUUUUCUUCGGAAAGAUACGCAUUCUUUCGCGGGACGUCGAGUGUACCGCUCUUCCACCUUCUCAUUCCCUUUUUUACAGGAGGAAGCAAGAGAUAAUAGGUCGACCAGCAGCCCCUCCGAGCAACAACGGUUGUUCCUCAUUGGCUCGCAUCGCCGUUCGCGCCAUUCGAGCUUUGGAACGCGCAGCGAAGCACAUUUUCUUACGGACAGACGUUUAUUCAGCUUUAGCACGUACUAAACAGACGCUGGACGCCUCAUACGGGACGUACACACACGUAACUUGCACUAUGGAAGUGAAGUCACACGACAAAGAUACCAAGCAAUGUGCUGAAGCAAUGUCUCGCUUAUCAGUGAAGACGAAAUGCACGAGAUCACAUAGCAAAGGUGAGAGCAGAGGUCAAAGACUCACUGGUCUCACUCACGAAUGUGGCGUUUUCGGAUGUAUCGCUGCGGGGGAUUGGCCAUCGCAAAUCGAUGUGGGCCAAAUUAUUUGUUUAGGGCUUGUGGCCUUGCAACAUCGAGGGCAGGAAAGUGGCGGCAUCGUAACAAGCGAAGGAGUCUGUUCGAAGUCAUUCCACGUUCACAAGGGUAUGGGAAUGAUCAAUAAUAUCUUCAAUGAUGAAAAUAUGAAAAAGCUCAAAGGGAAUCUCGGAAUUGGUCAUACCAGAUACAGUACGAGCGCAGCCAGCGAAGAAGUCAAUUGCCAGCCAUUUGUGGUUCAUACUGCGCAUGGUGCAUUGGCAGUGGCUCACAAUGGAGAGUUAGUAAACACAGAAUCACUCAGAAAAAUGGUAUUGGGCCGAGGGGUCGGUUUGUCGACGCACUCGGAUUCCGAAUUAAUAACACAAGCGCUCUGCUUGAAUCCACCGGAAGGUGAAGUCAAUGGACCGGAUUGGCCCGCGCGUAUCAAGCAUCUCAUGCAAUUAGCACCGUUAUCAUAUUCCCUAGUUAUAAUGCAAAGGGACAAGAUUUAUGGCGUACGAGAUCCUUAUGGGAAUCGACCUCUGUGCUUGGGGAAAAUUGUACCUAUUGGCAAUUUGGCGAGCAACGAAUCCGACGACGACGAUGAAGCUGAAGGCUGGGUUAUUUCGUCGGAAUCUUGCGGAUUCUUGAGCAUCGGUGCGAGAUACGUUCGCGAGGUGUUUCCGGGUGAGAUAGUGGAAUUGACGCGAGAGGGCAUCAAGACUAUCGACAUAGUAGAAAGGCCGAAUAAAAGACCACAGGCGUUUUGUAUAUUCGAAUAUGUUUACUUCGCAAGAAGCGAUAGUAUCUUCGAAGGGCAAAUGGUAUAUUCCGUACGUAUGCAAUGCGGACGAGUAUUGGCAAUGGAAUCACCGGUAGAAGCAGACAUAGUAAGCUCUGUUCCCGAAUCAGGAACAGCGGCGGCUCAUGGCUAUGCCAGACAGUCAAAGAUCAACUUUGCAGAAGUGCUCUGCAAAAACAGAUAUGUCGGACGAACGUUCAUCCAGCCAAGCACGCGACUGCGUCAACUUGGUGUGGCCAAAAAGUUCGGAGCUUUGUCGGAGAAUGUAAAAGGAAAAAGGAUUAUCCUGGUAGACGAUUCUAUUGUCAGGGGAAACACGAUCGGUCCAAUCAUCAAAUUAUUGCGCGAUGCAGGUGCCAAAGAGGUUCACGUUAGGAUAGCAUCUCCACCGCUCAAAUAUCCAUGUUACAUGGGUAUCAACAUUCCGACGAGAGAAGAACUAAUUGCGAACAAGCUUGAUAACGUAAAAUUGGCCAAACAUGUGGGCGCGAAUAGUCUAACGUACCUUUCCGUGGAGGGGCUCGUUGAAGCAGUCAGAUAUCGCAUGGACAAUCGCGAAAGUAAUUAUAUUGGUCAUUGUACCGCUUGUUUGACAGGAGAGUAUCCCGACGAGUUUCCUGGUGAUCUUGACUGGUGAAAGUGCAAGACGUUCGACUUUAUUUCUAGGAAUAAACAAAAUAUAGCUUGGACAUAGAUAAUUAGACCAGAAUCAUGUUAAUGUUUUUUCAUAUGAAAUCUCACAAAGUGGUUACAAUGUACGUGCAUGUAAAAAAAUAAGCAUAGAUAUACUUAAAUAAGUUAACAUAUUGUUUUGUAUAAACGGACUGUACUUGGUUCAAUGCAGUAUUUUAUAACUACAUAUUAUUUUGUACGCGCAUACACGGGAAAAUAUGAACUUUUAAUCAUGUGAUUGUAUAUGAUGCAAGUAAAAAAAAACAAUAGAUUGUUCCUCAAACAUAAAUAUUUACUAAUAACAACUAAAGAUACAAAUAUUCAGUGAAAACUGGAAAUAUUUGAUUUAUUUGAAGUCUUUUCUAUCAGCUUUGUCACUUCAGCUUGUUUAAUAUAUAAUUAAUUUCUAAAUUAAUAUAUAUAUACAUAGACAUAUAUUAAUAUAUAUAUACAUAGACAUAGUUAGAGGCUCAGCAGUUUUGCAGACAAAACAAAUAUUCAUAGUACAAAUAUAUGAAAUAUCUUAAGUUGUAUCUAGAUUAAUGAUAGAAUAAAAAUGAAAUAUAUACAAAAGAAUGUAUAGCUUCAACGAUGGUUACUAAUAAAAUAUUUUAUACUUUUAA